Molecule: messenger RNA, 3378 nt
Organism: Xenia sp. Carnegie-2017
Lineage: Eukaryota; Metazoa; Cnidaria; Anthozoa; Malacalcyonacea; Xeniidae
Product: trafficking kinesin-binding protein 1-like
Exons: 15
Coding region: 149-2917 (922 amino acids)
Source: RefSeq, a predicted model, not a curated record
UAUAAUAUAUUUUCAUUGGAGUAAAGAUGACAUCUUUAUUAUAGAUUUUGUUAAGAACAGCAUCUAAACAAAUUCUGUUUUUUUUCAGUCAAAUUGACGAAAAAUGGUGUAGUAAAACGUGUAAUGUAAAUACUUGGAGUUUGAUAAAAUGAGCUUUGAAGAACAGUGUGUUGAGAAUAACAUGACUAACACGGAGGACAUAAACGAUGAAUCAAAGAUUAACACCUUGCUGGAAUAUUCUGAAGGAACAAAAAAGUCUUACUCCGUUGGCCACUCGUUGGAUUUCUCUCCAGAUGGAUCUGUCUUUGAAUCAGAAGAUUGUGAUGUAUCUAUUUUUGAAAACUAUGAAAGCGGAGUAGAAAGUGUCGAUGGCGAUUGGAGUCAGUCGUGUAUCAAUACACCACCUUCAGAAUAUGACUUCGACUUAACUGAAGAACAAGCAUUAGAGACCCUUAAAUACUUCACUUUGUCGUUGUCUCGUGCCAAUCAAAUGACGAAGACCACUCAAGAUCUCGAGGCAGUACUGCAACUAUUACAAGAGAAAGAAAAAGAUCUAGAAUUAGCAGCCCACAUUGGCCAGUCUUUAUUGGAGAGAAACAAGAAUUUGUACAAGAAAACAGAAGCCCUUGAAAACUACGUAAAUGAAGUCGAAGAAAGGGAAACUCAGCUUAAACAUUUGGUAACAAUGAAGGAUAAAUUAUUGAAGACAAUUACCGAUGAAGAUCUCGACGAUGAAAAUAACUAUUCCACAGCCGACACAAGUUCUUGCCGAGACGAAUCAAUGCAGAGUUUGCAAGAUAAAUGUAAUAAGUUGGAAGAAAACAACGCUGGCUUGAUACUCGAGGCUUUGAAAAUUCGCCAGGAAACAGACCAGGAAGAGGCAAAAGAAAAAGAAUUGGUUUACGAAUGUAUCAAGGAAUUAGCUGAAGCCAAAGAUCAAAUCAGUCAUCUGACCGACGAGAUUUCCUUAAAAGCGCAAGAUAACGUUGCUCAGCAGGAGGAAAUUUCAAAGUUGAUCGAAAUAGUUUUGGAACUUCAGAAUCGUCAUAAUAUGCUGACGCAGGAAAAUGAAGGUUUACACGAGACAUUGAAAAGCUCGCAAGAAAAUCAAAGUGAUCUUAAAGAUGAAGUGACAACUUUACACGAGAAAUAUCAGGAAUGUUUGGAAAUGUUGAAAGAAAACAAACGUGAAAUGAAAGUUAUGAAAGACAGAUUAGGAUCACCCCAAAAAAAUAUUGAAAUGGAAGUUGCUGGAAUCUCGUCACUAGAUUCUCGGGGUUCGCUUGCUCAAGAAAUUGAAGAAUCUGUGAGGAGAGACAUGGAGACUUUUCAUGAGAAAAAUAAGAAAACCGAACGUGUAAUGCAGACGGUACGAAUGGCGAAUUCAACACGGUUUCCCAAGGUAAUCAAAGGAGGGAGCAGACCAACCAAAACAACUAGUGACAAAUCAUCGCAACUAGCUAAGGCGCCGGAGACGACACCAUUCGACUUCAGUUUUGCAACGAAACCUCGCGAUGAGGAGGGAAAGUCUCCACCGAGUAUGGAUGAUCUUCGUAAUGCUGUGAGAAGAUUAAGUGUGAAAGAUACUAAUCCUAAAGUAAAUCCUCAAGAAAGAAGGAGAAGACCGUGGGGACCCGAGAAGCUACAGAUUGUUAAACCAUUAGAAGGGUCUGCCACUUUGCAUAAAUGGCAGUCUUUAGCCAAUCCUACAAUGAGUGGUCUCAAUAGUGUUGUACCUGGUGUACACGUUAAAGGUGAAGUGGCUACGAAAAACCCGAAGGCAAAGAACGAAACAAAUCCAGCCAGCAGCUCGAGUGAGCUGGAAACGAAUUUAAAUGAUAAGAAACACGUGACUAACGAGAACGCAAAACAUGAGAAUGAAUUGCAUGUUAGCUCACAAGAUGAGACGACAAAUCUUACCGUUGAUUCUACAACAGAUCAGAAAGCAAGUGUGCCGAACAUAACUCCAGACACAGAUACAACGGUGAAUGUCCCCAACCUCAAUCAAAAUAUUGAAACAUCCAGUAACAGUGGAACGUCAAAUCUUGCUGAAAUCGUAAAGUCAAAAAUUUCAUCACAGAGUAUGUUGCCACCAUCUAUAGAAACAAAUUCGAUGCUUAACUCACUGAUUCGCAGCACAAUCGCAAUAAGUUCAGAAUACUCUACGUCGGCCCCCAUCACCACUACGGCAAAAUCAUCUUUUGUUACCGUAACAACGACAACAACAUCAACUUCUAUGUCGAGCGUUAGUUUUCCUCGACCUCUUCAUUUAAGAAGUGAAAGUAGCGAGAAUUUGUUGAGCAUGAUUGCACCGUUCAAUCAACAGAAUUCUUCUUCAACGAGUAACGAAAGUCCAGGUUCAGUGCCUUUUCGUCGGCAGUCAGGUGCUCUUGGGCUUAGUAAUAUAGUUGGGGGAUUGGUUAGGAGUUCCAGUAGCGAGAAUUUGUCAGCCUCUUCAGAAGGUCUUGAUUUUUCACGAAGUUCCGGUGGAAAUGGUAAGCUUAGCGACUUUCUAAAGAACUCGGACAUUGCGCAAAAUUUAGGGAAAACGUCCAGUAUGGACUUGUUAACGUCGUCAGGGGUUGGCAGGCAAGAUAAAAAAGCAUCUUUUCACCUUGGAGAUUCAUCGCCUUCCGCAGCCCAGCUGGAAAUGAUGGGCGACUUGGGAGGAUUUGCUUUAAUGAGCGGUGGAGGAAAUCCAAGUCCACCAAAUGAAGUCGCUGCGCCACCAGCUAUGUCUGUGUUCAAUGCAUUCUCUAGUAUUGGUGGUUUCUUUCGAAGGCAGCGUAGUAAAAGUAUGGAUAAUCUAGGUCCUUUACCACCCAGUGUCACGGCAAUAAAACCCAAUAACUCUGGACGAAGAGCUACAAUAGAACGUAGUUUGGAGCGAUUUGAUCAGGCAUUUGGACCUGAUUGAUUGUAAUACUUAUUGAUAGGUCAAUUUUUCUUGUGGCAAAGUUAAUUGGCGGCAUGGAUGUUCAUAGUCUACAUGUCGCAUUUUAUGGCAGCAAUUAUGAAAAUAUUCUGCUUUCAACCAUUUUCAUGUGUGGUAGAGUUUCGCAUCAAUAUUCUUAAAACCUUGAUGUACUAAGUGGCGUAUGAAUAUAUAAAUUGUAUAAAUGUUUAUAGUGAUGUAUAACUGAAUAUUCUUUAAAAAGUUAACAAGAUAUUUAAUAUUAUAUUAUAUAGCCAAGGAAUAUUUACAGUCAGAGAAUUACGUUGAACUCUACGGAUACAGCAAGGAGAUGUGCUUCUAAGAGGAACAUUAUUCUCUUGAGUUUCAAGCAUUGGCUAAUUCGAUGUUGUAGUAGGUGACUGUGAGUCGAUAAACUAACUGAAAUUGUAAUUUUAUUGUUGCAAAAAAUUUUAUAUAUCUCA